CUUUCGGACAUCUUGGCGAAAAGCGUCAGCAUCGGCCCCUCCCACGCCGAUGGCUGACGCCAGCCGCGAUGUACUGCAACACCCAUACUUCAUCUUAUUGGUAUGCACCAUAUAAUCUCAACAACAUCAAUUUCGGACUUUAGAAAUGGCUUUCAGUAUAAAUACUGUGGGAGAUUCCCACUUGACUAAACGUAUCAUCCUCAACAUUCACAAUCAAGAACAACUACACACAAACACACUAUAAAACACAACUUGAGUCUUAUAAGCAAUCAAUUCAAUCAUCAUGUCUCCUCACUCUGCUUCAACCACCACCAACGACCUCGUCAACGAGUAUGCCGACAUCAUCAAGGGCAAAACAAUCCUCACGACUGGUGUCACACCCAACAGUCUCGGCGCCACCUUCAUCCUAGAAACCGCCUCCAAAUCCCCAUCUCUUCUCAUCAUCGCAGGCCGCAACGCUUCCAAACUCCAAGAAAUGUCUGAAGCCAUCACCAAGACCAACCCAGCCGUCAAGACCCGUUCUCUUGUGGUAGAUCUUGGCUCUUUGGCUUCAGUGCGAAAGGCUGCUGAAGAGGUCAACAGCUGGAGUGAUGUGCCUAGCAUUGAUGUCGUUGUUAACAAUGCUGGAGUCAUGGCUAUUCCAUAUACCAAGAGUGCGGAUGGUUAUGAGAUGCAGUUUGCUAUUUGCCAUCUGGGGCAUUUUCUUUUGACGAACUUGAUUAUAGAUAAGAUUCUUGCUUCGGAGUCACCUCGUGUUGUCAAUAUCUCGAGCAAUGGUCACAGCCUUGGUCCUAUUCGCUUCGCUGAUCCUCACUUCAGUGACGGCGAGAUCUAUGACCAGUGGAGUGCCUACGGUCAAUCCAAGACUGCAAACAUGCUCUUUUCUGUAUCAUUGGCCCAAAAGCUAGGAAGCCGUGGUCUUGAAUCUUACAGCGUUCACCCAGGCCUCAUCCUCAUGGACGCUGAUCUCGGCACUUUUAUCAAAUCUCAUCGCGCACGAGGCAACUCUGAAGGAUGGACCGCUAUUCCCCCUGUUCCCGUCGAAGUCGGCGCUGCGACGCAUGCUUUCGCUGCUUUUGAACCCAAUAUCAAGGCGAGCAAUGGUGCUUAUCUUUUGGAAGCGAGGGUUUCUGAUCCUUUUGUUGAUACUGUCAAGGCUUGGGCGCGAGAUACCAUUGAGGCUGAAAAGUUGUGGAGGUUGAGUGAGGAGCUUGUUGGGCAGAAGUUUGGAUAUUGAUUGUUGCGAUGCGCUUUUUUGCGUCAAGGUAACAAGGAGUUUGAUUUAAAAUUAUAGACUGUAAUUAAAUGCUCGUUAUUGUCGCUUCAAUAUGUAUAUUUCACUUCUUAUUCUCUCGUCCUUUACCUUAGCUUGCGAUCUGCAUGUUUCUUCGUUCAGAUGUCGCUUGAAAGCGGAAGGCUGGAGAUGAACUUCUUUAAUGCAGAUUACCGCGCAAGAAAGAUACUUCUAUGGCUAUUUCACUCACUCACUUCCAUAUACAUAAAGUUAAGAGGAGUUUCUUCUUCGAAGUGGUUGUUAGGG
Messenger RNA from Fusarium redolens, 1540 nucleotides. RefSeq lists its product as uncharacterized. The record is from RefSeq and is a predicted model, not a curated record. The coding region runs from base 284 to 1237 and encodes 317 amino acids. Lineage: Eukaryota; Fungi; Ascomycota; Sordariomycetes; Hypocreales; Nectriaceae. The transcript is spliced from 5 exons.